GGGGCCCCAUUUUAUGGCAAUAAAGCGACUUAGCGCCUGCUGAGCGAGCCCCUCCCCGCCGCCGCCCCCGCCCUCGGCCCCACCCCGGGGCUCGCCCGCAGCGGCGGGGCUUUGUUUCUGGGGAGGAGGACCCGGAGCUCUUUUGUUUGGGGGUUUGGUGUUUUCACCCCCCCCACCUCACCUCACCCCACCCCACCCCACCCCCCACGCCUCUCCGGUUUCCUGAGCUGCGGGCUGCAAGGGAGGAGAAGCGGCGUCUUGCAACCCCCUCGGCUGGGCCCCGGGGUAAUUCGAUGCGGGCCUGGCGAGGCUCCCCACGCUAGACCGGGGCUCGCGUCUCGGCAGCCUCCACCCACCGGCCCACCCUACAUUUAGCGCAUCAUGUGAUCCGGCUUUCGCAGCCUCUCAGCAUGUAGAAAAUACCUUCUGAAUACGAUUAAACAGGAUCAAUGUGACUCUGGAGACAAAUGGAUGAAUGAAUACCCAUAUGAAGAGGAAAACAAUAAAGAAUAUCAACACCUUUGAGAACAGAAUGUUAAUGCUUGAUGGGAUGCCGUCAGUCAGAGUCAAAACAGAGCUUUUGGAAUCUGAACAAGGGGUAAAUAAAUUCACUCCUAGAAAAUUUUAAUGAUGAUACCAAGACGGCACAGCUAGUAAGUGACAGGUCUCCAAACGUCCACAACUACCCCGAUAUGGAAGCUGUUCCCCUGUUGCUAAAUAAUGUGAAAGGGGAGCCGCCGGAGGACUCGUUAUCUGUAGAUCACUUCCAAACACAAACUGAGCCAGUGGACUUGUCGAUCAACAAAGCCAGGACAUCCCCCACAGCCGUUUCAUCCUCCCCAGUUUCCAUGACAGCAUCUGCCUCCUCGCCUUCUUCAACUUCAACCUCUUCAUCGUCUUCUAGUCGUCCAGCCUCAUCCCCAACUGUUAUAACAUCCGUAUCUUCAGCAUCAUCUUCGUCAACAGUAUUAACUCCAGGGCCCCUUGUCGCCUCCGCGUCUGGUGUGGGAGGCCAGCAGUUUUUGCACAUUAUCCAUCCUGUACCGCCUUCGAGUCCCAUGAAUUUACAGUCUAACAAACUGAGUCACGUUCACCGCAUCCCUGUGGUGGUACAGUCGGUGCCUGUUGUCUACACAGCUGUGCGGUCACCUGGAAAUGUGAACAACACUAUUGUAGUGCCGCUUUUGGAAGAUGGGAGAAGCCAUGGCAAAGCACAAAUGGACCCCCGAGGCCUAUCUCCCAGACAAAGUAAAAGUGACAGUGACGAUGAUGACCUGCCAAAUGUGACCUUAGAUAGCGUUAAUGAGACUGGAUCUACGGCCCUUUCCAUAGCCAGAGCAGUACAAGAGGUACAUCCGUCCCCAGUAUCAAGGGUCCGGGGAAAUCGAAUGAAUAAUCAGAAGUUUGCUUGUUCAAUUUCACCAUUUAGUAUUGAGAGCACAAGACGCCAGAGACGGUCUGAAUCCCCAGACUCCAGAAAACGGCGUAUCCACAGAUGUGACUUUGAAGGAUGCAACAAAGUAUACACAAAAAGUUCUCACCUGAAGGCUCACCGAAGGACACAUACAGGAGAGAAACCCUACAAGUGCACCUGGGAAGGCUGCACCUGGAAGUUCGCGCGCUCGGACGAACUGACAAGGCAUUACCGCAAACACACGGGAGUGAAGCCAUUCAAGUGCGCGGACUGUGAUCGCAGCUUUUCCCGGUCAGAUCAUUUGGCACUGCACCGCCGGAGGCACAUGCUGGUGUGAGGAAUGCUACCCGUCCAGCUGAGCGUAAGAGCUGGAUCUCUUAGCGGCACCCAAUUCAGCAGGGCUGAAUCCCCUUCACAGUGUUAACACAAAAGGGCAUCACCAUCCCACGAUGUCUGAAACCAGAGCAGGAAAAAGAAGUAACACUUCUCCUUUCGGUCUGAAGGUAACCCCCAUCACGACUACACCAGAAACGUCUUCUCGCUGGCCUGGGAGAUCCGUGACACAAAUGCUGAAGAGACAGGCAUUGUUUCCCGUGCUGUGUACUCUGCCAUUUCAAGAUGUUUGUAGCUUGUACGUUUUCUGAGCUGUCAGACGUUUUGUUAUCGAUACCGUAAAGGUCGUCUACCACAAAUUGAUGGCUAGCGCAAGACCUUUUAAAUUUGGAUUCUUCUCCCAUCAUCCCACCCCUUACCCUCUUUUUACUGAAAUUUUAGUUACUGUCUCAGUAAGAUAGAACACACAUCCAAUCUGUUACCAGCAAGCAGCAUGAAAGUAGAGAAGAAGCAGCCUGUUGGAGAGGUUCCAUUACCUGAAAAUAAAGGGGCGCUCAGGCAGCCCUUUGCAAUAGUGAUGACGGCAACUAGAUAUCACCCGCAACUUGUCAUUCUGCCAUGCCCUGAAGAAAACCAACAUUGAAUCUCUCAUUUGUUUGUCGUUGAUUGUUUUUGUUUUGUUUUGAUUCUGUUUUGUUCAUCUGUUCGAGCAGAGGGGCAGCGACAUUUCAGUUGGAGCCUAGUCUCGGUGUCUGCCCUGGCAUGGACUGGCACAGAGGUGUUCUGUAGUUGAAUAGGAAGAGCCUGUCUAAAAAACUACUGCCCCACUUCAAAUUGCAGUGUUCUGUCACCUAGGCAUCAUCUCUUCCUGCCCCUAGUAUUUGAUUACAAGGAAUCAGGGGGAAAAAAAAAACCAACAAACUUUCUUAGACACACUGGCACCAAGGUAAGAGGUGGGGCUGCUCGGGCAAAGUCAGUGAACAUGAAAAAUCAGACAAAGCAGAGAUGGAAUAAUGCGCCUCUUGAGGAGAAAAGCAAUAAUGAAUAAAAGGACUUUCCUACAAUAACUUCACUGAGGACUCACGUUACCAAUUUUCAUACUUACUAAAGGGAUUGUAAAAAACACCCUAGCAUUUUAGAUGUCUUGGUUACAUUUAGAGCCCUGAGGUAAUCUUUCUGCUGUUUGUUGUCCUGCUUGGUUGAGUACCACAACUAAAGAUUAUGCUCCCCUUUUCUUGUUUGAAAACAGUUAUUUGGUGACGAGAAAGGCCAAGGAGGCAUAGCAGGGAGUUAACCCUUGGGUUAAUGGGUCAGUUCUCCUUGGAACCGAGUCAGUGGAAAGGGAGCGCUCCCCGAGGAAAGCCUGACAUGGUGCUAGUUUCCUCACUUGGAGAGCCAAGGCCAAGUGACUCUCCAAUAGGUUCUUCUAUAUAGACUUCAUUUUCUAAACUGUAUCGGAACCCAGGGGUUCUGCGCUGGCAUCUACAGGGAUGUUGAACCCACUCAUCCUGUGCUGAGGGUGAGAGGAAGGAGAUGAUCAUCCCGUCAGCCCCCUAAACUCACGAGCCUUUCUUGCAGCUAGCAAAGUACACAGGAAACAAAGCAAUACAUCACCAACAAGCAUUCUUUCAGAAAAAUUACCGUGUUUUGUUUCUCCACUAAAAGCUGGGUUGGUUUUUUUUUUUUUUUUUUUUUUUCAGCUUUAUGUGGCUAAGGGGCUUGGUGAAGUUUUUUUGUUAUUGUUGUUGUUGUUGUUGUUGUUAAGAUUUUUUAUAGCUUAGAUAUAAAAGGUUGCCAGCAUAGGCCUUUGCAAUAUAUUUUAAUCACCAACACUUGAUUUGGGGAAUUGCACAAAUUAACCUCACAAUAUUCCUAGCUCAUGUUUAAAUGUUUGAACAUUCUGAAAUAAUUUCCGGUUGUAGAACUAUCCUUUUGGGGAUCCUCUUCUUACUCAGAGAAACUUUAAUGAUGAAGCAAGAACUAUAAACAUUGAAACAAGGGCAAUUCGUGUUGGAUGGUAUUAAAAGGAAUUUGUUUUAAAUGUUCAAGCAACAGCAUAAUGAUUUUCAGGUCAAAUUCUGUCUUCAAAAAUACGUGCUCUGCAUUUUCUGCCAGGUCUGAAAAAUUCAUCAGGCACUUUCCUUCGAACAAGGGCUGCGAUUCUGUUGAUAAACAGCUCCUUUUGCUACACAAUCUUACUGCCCACCAAGCACUGGGUUUUUUGGUUGUUGUUUUUUGGGUUUUUUUGUUUUUUUUCUCCUCUUUCGUUCUUUUUUUUUUUUUCUUUUUUACCAACUGGAAAGUUGUUUGUUUUUUUUUUUGUUUUUGUUUUUGUUUUUGUUUUUAUCCGUACUGUAUACAAUUCCUACUUCUCAUUGCUUGUGACCAUUUUGGAUAGAAAAAGGUUUCUUGCUACACAGCGGCGUUGGUUACUGGUCAGUGGCAAAGAACACAGAGAGUGGCCAGCAUGGCCUGUGAUGUCCUCACUGCCGGUCCUAGAACCUGGUUGGCUGUCAGUAGGUGAAUCGUCCAGGCGCAGUGUAGACUUGAUUUCACUCUGCCUACUCUCAUAAGAGGGGCAAUCUUUUCUCUGCGGAGAGAUGUCUUGAGAGUGUUACAAGUAGAAAUGGUUUUUAGAAUUUGUAGAACUGACAGGCAGUGGGAGCUUCCUGAGUGACAGCUUGACUUAAAUUUAGCACAGAACUAAAUGAGCUGCUCCUCUCUGAUCACAUCGGAAAGGUUCAGGGAAGUGAGCUUUUUCUCCACCCUCUGAAAGUAGAAACCAGACUGAGAUGGAGAUGGUAAGUUAACUGAUAAAACCUGUCAGCAUUAUGACAUUUCCCCCUUUCGACAUAAUCGAUACUUCUAAAGAGAGAUCCGAGCACAAGCAGUGAGUGAGUUGCUGAUCUCCCCCUCAGGACGGAAACUUACUUGGGGCUCAUCCCGGGACAUAGCAAAUUCUUCCUGGUGAGUUUCCUACCAGUGUUUCCCCAUGGAAAGGAAAGUGAUUUGGGAGAGAAGGAAUUGGAUUUUUAAGUAGGAAUAUCUUCAGGCAUGGAAAAGCCUCCUCCAUUUCAUCUAUAUCCAUUCUAGCCUCUUUUAAAAAGCACAGUAGUAGACGAUGAGCAACAGACAAGGGGCAGAAUCCAAAGGAUUUGUCAGUUGCCUAACUAGAAGCAUUCUUUGGUUUUAAAUUUGGAGCUGUUCAGUUUGCAGUUGGACACAUGUGCGUGUUUGAGAACUACACAGACAGCUGGAGUGGCUUGAGGAGCUGUAGUAGACUUGACUGUCAUCUCUUUGUGGUGUAGAGAUGGGAGCUCAAGAGACUUAACAUUAUUUGAAAGAGUUACAAGUUACUCGGAGGUUUUAAUAGAUGCCCUCCCCAUAUUCUGAUCAUAAGUUGUUAGGAAAAAGAUUCACGCUUCCCUAUCCACCUCCAGCCCCAUCCUGUCAAUUAUGUGUGGACUCUGAGAAGCCUGCUUGAUAACUUGUCUUAAGUUGUAUUAAGACAUGUAGACGAAAAUCCCUAAUGGCUUUCCCAUAAAGAAUGUACUACUGCCUGGCAUCACUUCGACAAAACACUAUAGGACAUUGAUUUGCAAAAGCAGUUGACAAUAACACAAACUGCAUUUUUAAAAAGAGCACUUUUUAUUCACUUUAAGUGGAAAAUAGGAGGAGAAAUUGUGAGGUGGGGAGAAAACCUUACAAAAUGCUACAGUGUUUACAAAUGCCAGUACUAGGGGAUGAGAAAGGCCAUUCUCACUCUGGUUGAAAUUUGGAACAGCUUAUACAAAGAUGGUGUUCAUUUUUAUACAGCUUUUUUUAAAACUUCAAACUUUGCCAUUUCUGUUUUAAACGUAAAUCUAAUUCUGCACUUUGAAAUCAGUUCAUUAGAAUAACAUGUAUAUGGAUAAAGAUGCAGUAUUCCUUAUUCUGUACGUUAUUUAUUUAUACUUACCAAAGCUGCAAAUGAAUAAAUCUGGUGAGGUGAGGCCUUCAAAUGUAUUCCUACGCCUUUGUUAUGUGGUUAUGACUGCUAAGAAAUGUAGCCAUGAUGUUGUUAGAAAGGUGUCUUAACAUUUAUAGCGAGGACUGACAGAAUUUAAGCAGUGUUAAGAACACCAGCACCCAUAAUACACUGAGCUAUAGUCUUCAUGUAAGGGACUGAAUGAGAGAGAACUCUCAUGCGUCCUUUUGGGCCCAGGAAGCCUUAAUCCUCAUACCGCAUAGUCCCGUCUCAGAUUUUGCUCUGUACUCACGCCUGUAAAUCUAGGAGGUUCUAUGUAUUCUGUAACUUCGUUGACCAAAUCUCUUCCUUCAGUUUUUCUGAGGUAGUGCAUCUCAUUCAAAAAUCUUUCCAUUCAAUAUGCUUUUGUUCUGAAAAGGGGUUUGGUAAGUCACGUCUUCCAUACUACAUUUCUACUUACCCCCACACUGCCUUCUUCCACUUACCUGUACAGGCACCCCCACCACAUACACACCUGUAUAUGCAGCAGCCAGUGGGCUCGUAAAUAUCAACAAAGAACUUUUUUAAAAGAAUGAAUUUGUAAUAAUCCAUGCUGUCUAGAAAUGUAAGUUAUUUACCUUAUUAGGGAAUCAGCUUAUAAUGCUAUGUAUGACUUUGCCUGCAUUUUAUAGUUAAGAAGUGUACAUAAAAAUUAAAAAUGCUAUAUUUUCACAGUUUCAUUAUAGAGUAAUGUCUGUUUAGCGACCCAUGUCCAUUGGUACUUUAAAUAUGCUGAAUACUGUGCAGUUGCAAUAGAAAUUCAGAUUUUCGUAAGAAAAUGACAUAGGAUACUGCAUCUUUAAAAAAAAAUAGAGUGAAAAUAUUUUGCUGUAUUCGUAAACGUAUGUGAUAGUGGAAAAGUAUUUUCAAACUCACAAAUUUUACAGAGGUUGUAAAUAGUUUGAUGAAGUAUGUUGGGAAAAAAGAGCUUCUAGUUUUCAUCACAAUAAAAAAAAAGAAACUUGUUCAGAUAUGCCUUGUAUAUCGUACAAUUAGCAAUAUUGCCAUGGGAACUGUGUUCCACUGUGUCAGAGCACAUUCUUUGUGCUCUGACCAAAUGGAGUGGUCACUUGUCUCAAUUUAGCCAGGACGGUUUAAAACACAGUGAAGUCAUUUUAAGUUGCAGACAACUGAUUCCAAAUUCAAAAUGUCUUUGCCUGAAGAGGAGAAAAUAGCCGCAUAGGAUUUUACUUGUGCUAAAGAGAAGCAUCUAGCAAUUAUUCUCUUUUCUCAAUUAUCUUCCUCCUCAGUGAACUAGUUUUUGAUACCAAACAAAAAGCAAAAAAGCAAAACAACUAUAAGGUGUUGGUUGAUUCUUGUUUAAUUCCAGAGGGAAUGAAUACUUUUAAGAGUAGCUACAUGUUGACAAGAUGAAGUGCUAUGGAUAUGGCCACAUGUUCAACGAAUCUGUACUGGCAACAGGAAUAAGCUAAUGCCCAUUUUCAGAAAUGAAUUAAAAGCUGAAAGUGCCUGUCAAUAGACAUUAUGACCAAUGAGAUAUUCCUAUGCUUUUACACAGCAAUAAUUCUUCAUUAGACCGGGUCUUUCCUCCACAUUUGGGAAACACAUGCACACACACACACACACACAGAAUAAAUAUAUGCACAUCGUAAAUUGAACAGGUUCUAACACCCACGAAAAUUCUUUUGUGAUUUUUAAAUAUACCCAAUCUUGUUUUACGCUAGUAUUUAUUAAUUUAAUCUUACAGAAUGUAAGAAUGCAAAUCUGAACAUUAAGGUUAUCUUCAACAUACACUCUGGAAUAUGGCAAUUAUAAUCUUAAGGUAAAAACUUCACUGAUUUGCCCCAAACUUGCAAAGCACUGUGUGUAGCUCAAAAGGUUUUGCUCAGUUAACAAAAGUCAAAUUAUGUAGAGCAAAACACUGGAGAUACUUGUUUGUUUUACUUUAUUUUGUCGACUAAUAUCAAAUGCACAAAUUCAUCUUUACAUUUCUUCAUUUUCUUUUUCCCUAGUAUUUUCUGUUAUCCUACAGGAACCAUUUUGGAAUGAAUAUCGACACAAUCAUUUCUCUCUAAAAAAGUCUACUGAAGACUGCUGACAGUAAGCCUAGCUUUGACCAAGGUUUGCAGUUAGUCCUGGAAAUUACCAAUUUACAUUCAGAACUUGCCUACUUUUUCCUGUAAUUAUUUUACUGCUAGAAGUGGAGUCAUGAAUAGAAAUAUACAAUGAGAUUAUACGAAUAGACAAGAGCCCUGGAAAUUCUCCAGCCUUACCAUCUCAGAGCACAAAUCCACCCAAACAAGCUAUUGAGGGCUAUCAGCAAAAUUAUACUCUUUCAGAGCCAAACAUUUGGUAGGAGCAAUUUUAAAAAAUAUAACUGUGAUUAAACACUCAGGCUUUAGACAGUGAAGGCUACCACGAUGGACAGUGGUCUACAUAUUUCUCCAGAACCAGACCACAGGCCUAGAAAACCAUUCACUAUUUCCUUCUCUAAGUUACAGAAAGAACAAAAAGGAGAAGGAAAUGUGCCAGGAUAGGGUGUAAAAGAACCAAUCAAGUGUCCAAGGAAAGCUGCUGGGUUCUGAAAUCUCGCUGAAGUCAAAUCUUCUAACUGGGCUGUUUGCUACAAGUUGUCUCAAAGUACUGAAUGAAGUUGAAAGGUCAAAAAUUCAGCAAACCGUGGAAACAACAGCUGUCCUUUACUAAACCCUUACUAUCCACCAAGCAUUCUACUAGGCAGUUUUUGGACACGUUGCCUCUAUUCCGUAAACAGGUCUACAUUUUAUAGUUGGGCAAAUGGGGCACAGAGAGUGGCUGAGUCAUUUGCAAACACAGAAAUAGUGAACAGCAGAGUGAGAAUGUGAAGCUACCUGUCUCUAGUCUGAAGGCCGUGUUCUUCCGACUGCACCACACUGCAGGUGGCUUCCCUGCAGCCAAGUUUUCAUAUUUCUAACUCUGAAGUAGUUUUAUGGCUGGGUAGUCCUAUUUUCCAAGUAAGAUAUAGCACAUGGUAUGACAGUGGUACCUAAUAUCUGAAAUCAGGCUUCUCCUGGGAAGUCCUGCAUUAGGGAUCAUUAUAAACAAACAGCAAUGAUCAGCUGUCUCCCUGAAUUUGUCACUUUCCUCUGAAAUGUUUGGCCUAGAGAUCCCAAAUCCUGAAAACUCUCCCCUACUUGGUAGCAUUUUAGCCAGAGUGGGCUUUCUCAAGUCUAUGUAUUUAUUUGUAGGUUUAGUAAAAGCCUUUCCACCUGUAGACCUUCUAGAAUCUGCUUAAAUUGCUUUUGAAAUGUACACAUCCAUAGAACUCGUGAAUAUCAGCCCACUCUUGGUAGUUGUUAACGGGGCGGCAAUCACAAACAUUCAGAUGACAAGCAAGGAGAGAGAACGAAUAGUUCCUUUUCAGAUUUCUCACCUGAAAGUACCACCUUGGAAUGUUUUAAAUAAUCUUAUGAAUAAUUUGUUUAUGGUAUUGUUAGUUUAAUUGAAUUUUAUGUGAGAAGCUGUCCAACAUCAGAGAAAUCAACCGCCACCCCUUUUCUGUGUAGAACAAGGUCUUUGACAGUAUUGAUCCAUGGAAGCACUAAUGGGCUUAGAAAACAUUAAGAGAAUGUCAUUUCUCAUGGUGUUUCUUUUUUCUGAAAAUGAAUCCCCUGAAUUAUGAUCUUUCUCCCUGUUACUUGGCUGAGGGAAGAGAUAAAACCUGUAUAAACAAAUUCCCUUCCGUGCUGAAAGCAAGUGUUCUGUGUGCACAAGCCACUGCGGGAAGGGGCUCUCUUCUCCGUUAAUUGGGUUUCACAAGCAACAAUUUCUCAACAACAAAACCACAACUUUAAGUGAGUUGAAAAGAGAUGAAUAGUGGUAAUAGUCACAUCGGUACUUUUUUUUUCUUUCUUUCUGGGUUUCAUCUCUAGAAAUUUUAGAUGUUUGGGACAAUAGAGUCUGCCCUUUGUGCAAAGCAAGAACCAGACUCUGUGAAUUAUAUCUUGCUUUUACCAAAGCAGGCCUACCAAGACGUUCACAGAGAUUCAUUUUUGGUGAAAAAUGAGGGUGCAUAGGAGGGUAGAAUUUGGGUCACAUUCUAGUAAAAGUGCUCAGGUAAUCAAAAAGUAAGACAUUUUAGGGACACACCGACAUCUUCCCCUUGCUAAUUUCGUGCUCCAAAGAUACAGUGUAAAACCUUAUAGAAAAUGCUUUCUCCCUACUUGUGUUUCUAGUUUUCCUAUGGCAGAGUUUUUUAAUUACAUCCAGACUGCAAUAUAUAUUUUGUUCCUCAGGCUUCAUCAUGUUGGAUGGGUAUUGUUGAACUGGGGCACUGGUGCCUAUAUUCAAGGCUCUUUCCUAUCAACUUGUGUGUCCACAAUUUGUUGUGUUUAAAAAUUCAUUUUAAAAAAAUCACCAUCCCCCCGCCCCCGACCCCUCGCAGAACGGUAGUUGUAUUGUUUUGUCCAUGUCUAUGUGGGACACGUUGCAUCCCAUGGCAAACCAACUCUCUGUGGAUGUGAGAUAACUACUUACAAAACCAGCUUGAAAACAUCGUCUUAUGUAUUAUGUCAUCCUGCAUCAUAAUGCAAUUAUGUGUAUCAUAACAUGCUCAUUUUAAAAAAGAGAAACCAGCAAAUUCAUGUUUGUCCAUUGAAGAAUGUACUCAGAACUUUCCGUGUUGUGAAACGAUGAGAACAGACCACCUUUAAGAUACCCACCUGCCACUUAAAAUGACUUAGUUAUAAUUAGUAGUAGUCUAGACAUUGCUCUUGGUGUGUGGGGGUCAGUUCAAACGUCAUAUUCUUUUAAAUAAAUCUCUCGUAUUUGAAAAAUAUAUGGGAAUAAAGAAAAAUAUCAUCUUUGGCCAAAUCAAGCAGGCAUCUUUUUCCUUUUCCUUGACACUUAGCUCAUUAUACAUGAUGACUGGAUCACAAGAUCCAUCUGUGUAAAAAUACAAAAACAUCCUUUGGUUUACAAAACAGUUACUCUAGGCUUGAAGCCUCUGAACAGCAAAUUGAAUAGAUGUGCUGCGUCUGACUCACUUUACAGAUGUAAUUUUACAAAAGACUCUCGGGUCCCUGACCCCAGAGAGUUACAAUGCCCAGAGGAGGUCCUACGCAUUAAAGGAUAAAACCCCCCCAAUGAUGCUGGCAAGCAAAUGUGUUAAUUUCUUAAAUCUUCAUUUGGUUUUCUGUUCAGAGUUUUAAUUGCAAAUGAAUUUAUUUCUCCAGCUUAUCUAAAGAUCUAAUUUCCCAAUAGUUUCCUCUGCAUUUAUAUACUCUGUAGUGUUUAGGCAACCCCUGUUAUAAGUUUAUUAAUAUUAUGUAAGUGUUGUUCUUGUAUUUAUGUAUAGUGUAUGUAUUGUAAAUAUACUCAGAGCUUUUUUCCUUUUACUGUAAAAUGGUGAUUUUUUUUUUUUGCCCUAUGAUAAUGUAAAGGGAGACCCUCCUAAUGAGCCUCUCUCAGAGGAUGAUUAUUCCAGUCUAUUCUCAGAGAUUUAAAUGAACAAGUGUUAUCGUUUUUAAUGGUGUCUCAGACAUAUUCUGUUGGUGCAUUGCUUUUCUGUAUUCAACUUUCCUAUGAAUUGAGCUGUGAACCGAAAUAGAGUUUAAACCUUUAACUGUAUGCAUUUGUAUAAUUAUCUGAAUGAAGGCAUGAAGGUUAAAUAAAGCAUUUUGUAUG
Prionailurus viverrinus (fishing cat) is the source of this 11378-nucleotide messenger RNA. RefSeq names its product KLF transcription factor 12 (gene KLF12). Gene Ontology annotation, biological process: regulation of transcription by RNA polymerase II. The record is from RefSeq and is a predicted model, not a curated record. The coding region runs from base 693 to 1751 and encodes 352 amino acids. Gene Ontology annotation, molecular function: DNA-binding transcription factor activity, RNA polymerase II-specific; RNA polymerase II cis-regulatory region sequence-specific DNA binding. Lineage: Eukaryota; Metazoa; Chordata; Mammalia; Carnivora; Felidae. The transcript has 10 exons.